CAUGGCGGGCCGCGGGGGCUGCCGGCGCGGGCGGGAGCAGCUGGAGCUGGAGCGGCUGGGCGAGCCGGCGCGGGUCGGCUCCUGCCCGCCGUCGCCGCCGCUCUCCUCCUGCUCGCGGCAGGCCUGGAGCCGGGACAACCCGGGCUUCGAGCCCGAGGAGGAGGCGGCGACGGCGGCGGCGGGGCCGGUGCUGGAGAUGGACGUGGAGUGGGGCAGCCCCGGAGCCGGUGCUUCGUCGUCGUUAGACAGCGGCGCGGCGGGGCGCGGCGACAGCGGGCGGCGGCAGCGGCGGCUCCCCGCGGGGCGCGGCGGGGCGGCGGCGGCGGCGAGCGGGACGGAGGCGGCGGGCCGCCACCAGGUGCCGCCCGACGGGAGCCCGCCGCACCGAGCGGCCUGGGCCAAGCGCCUGGCGAGGCGCCUGCGAGGUCUUUGGGGCACAAGACUCAUGGAAGAAAACAACACUAGCAGAGAGCGAUAUCUGAAAAGUGUUUUACGGGAGCUGAUAACAUACUUGAUUUUUCUUGUGGUCUUGUGUGUCUUGACUUACGGGACAGUGAGUUCCAGUAUGUACUAUUAUACAAGGGUGAUGUCGCAGCUCUUCCUGGAAACACCUGUAUCAAAAAUGGAGAAAACUGAUUUCAAAACUUUGUCCACAAUGGAUGACUUCUGGAAGUUCACCGAAGGCCCUUUGCUGGAUGGUCUUUACUGGGAAAUGUGGUAUAACAACAAAACUAUGGCUGAAAACAAAAGCUUCAUCUAUUAUGAGAACCUGCUUCUAGGGGUGCCUCGCAUUCGGCAGCUGAAAGUGAGAAAUGGUUCGUGCUCAAUACCUGAAGAUUUAAAGGAUGAAAUCAAAGACUGCUAUGAUGUCUAUUCUGUAGCUAAUGAAGACACUGCUCCUUUUGGGCUUCGAAACGGAACAGCUUGGACAUACACCAAUGAGAAGGAUUUGAAUGGGAGCAGCCACUGGGGCUUGAUUGCCACAUAUAGCGGAGCUGGUUAUUAUCAAGACCUCUCAAGGACCAGAGAAAUGACAGCUGUGCAGAUUGCUAGCCUUAAGAAGAACCUGUGGCUGGACAGAGGGACGAGAGCAGCUUUCAUUGAUUUCUCCGUAUACAAUGCAAACAUCAACCUAUUUUGUGUUGUUAGGUUGUUAGUGGAGUUUCCAGCUACUGGAGGCCUUGUUACAUCUUGGCAGUUUCAGCCAGUGAAGCUAAUUCACUACAUCUCUACUUUUGAUUUUUUCUUGGCAGCCUGUGAAAUGGCAUUUUGUCUUUUUGUUCUUUAUUAUAUGGUGGAAGAGAUCUUAGAAAUUCACAUUCAUAAACUGCACUACUUCAGAAGUCUUUGGAAUUGUCUUGAUAUCCUGAUCAUUGUGCUCUCUGUGGUAGCUAUAGGAAUUAACAUCUAUAGGACAUCAACUGUAGAUAUGCUCUUGAAGAAACUGCUGGAAGAUCAAAACUCAUUUCCCAAUUUUGAACCUUUGGCAUAUUGGCAAAUACAGUUCAACAAUAUUGCUGCAGUCACUGUGUUUUUUGUGUGGAUUAAGCUUUUCAAAUUUGUGAACUUCAACAGAACAAUGAGUCAGUUAUCCACUACCAUGUCUCGCUGUGUCAAAGAUGUCAUUGGCUUUGCUACUAUGUUUUUUAUUAUUUUCUUAGCAUAUGCUCAGUUGGCCUAUCUUGUGUUUGGCACUCAAAUUGAUGACUUCAGCACUUUCCAGGACUGCAUAUUUACUCAGUUCCGCAUCAUUUUGGGAGACUUUAACUUCACAGAGGUUGAAGAAGCAAAUCGAAUUUUGGGACCAAUUUAUUUCACUACAUUUGUGUUCUUUAUGUUCUUCAUUCUUUUGAACAUGUUUUUGGCCAUUAUCAAUGAUACAUAUUCUGAAGUCAAAUCAGAUAUGGCACACCAGAAGGCGGAAAUGGAACUCUCUGACCUUAUCAGAAAGGGCUACAACAAAGCCAUGAUCAAACUUAAAUUGAAGAAAACUACUGUUGAUGACAUUUCAGAAAGCCUGAGACAAGGUGGAGGGAAAUUAAAUUUUGAUGAGCUCCGACAAGAUCUAAAAGGGAAGGGUCACACUGAUGCAGAGAUUGAAGCAAUAUUUACCAAAUACGACCAGGAUGGGGACCAGGAAUUGACAGAACAUGAACAUCAGCAGAUGAGAGAUGACCUGGAGAAAGAGAGGGAGGAUCUCGAUCUGGAUAGGAGCUCUCUGCCGCGUCCUCUGAGCAGCCGCAGCUUCCCCCGGAGCUUGGAUGACUCCGAGGAGGACGAGGAUGAAGACAGUGGACACAGUUCUAGGAGGAGGGGCAGCAGCUCUAGCGGGGUUUCCUACGAAGAGUUUCAAGUGCUCAUGAGGCGGGUUGAUCGCAUGGAGCAUUCUAUUGGCAGUAUUGUUUCCAAGAUCGAUGCUGUUAUCGUAAAGCUUGAAGCAAUGGAGAGGGCCAAACUGAAAAGGAGAGAUGUGUUAGGGAGACUACUGGAUGGAGUGACAGAGGAUGAAAGACUGGGUCGAGACAAUGAAAUCCACAGGGAACAAAUGGAGCGGCUUGUGCGAGAGGAGUUGGAGCGCUGGGAAUCGGAUGAUACAGCAUCCCAAAUGAGCCAUCGUUUGGGUACGCCACUUGGACUGAAUGGCCAGCCUCGUUCGAGGAGCUCCCGACCAUCUUCCUCGCAGUCGGAUGGUAUUGAUGGAGGAGGAGGAAAUGGGGGGAGUAACAUCCAUGUUUAAGAUUAACUUUGUAGUUCAUUCUGUACGUUUCAGGUCAGUAUUAAGCCAACAAAUACACUAUUUAAAUUGUUUCCCAGAGUUAGGUGAUCACCCUGAUCAAGCCAUUAAAGAAAGGUAUCAGUGGUGGGUAAAAAUAAAUAUUUUCUUUGUAGGAAUUUUCAAAACUACAUAAACCAUGUGUCAGGUCAAAGUUACCAGUAUUGAGAUUAGUUAGCCUUGGAAAUGAAUUUCCAGAAGACAGAAUGUAAACGAGAUGUGUUAAAGUCUCGCUGCACAGAAUUGUUUCUCUACAUAUGCUACAGGGAACAGUUUCUUGAGGGCAACAAACUAUCUAGAUGAAAUUUACAGUAGGUACUUGCUGUGUUCAAAAGUUUCCAAUGAAUGAGCAUGAGUUUUAUGCUUUCCAUUGGAAAGUACAAUUCUGAAAUGCUAACUCUAGAACAGAUGGGUGCACUUGAUACUUUUAAAAAAGUAUUAAUACUCUGAAUUUUUACCUACUUUCCAGAAUCUUUCUUGAUAUACUAGGGUUUUAAUUAAUUUUAAGCGCUCAUUUUUAAUUUGUCUAUUUUUUGAGAAAUACUGCAUUUCUCUAAACAGAACUGUACUUUGCUUGUAAACCUGUUAAUCAUCUUUUUCUGUAAGAGAGACCAUAUGCAGUACAUAUGUUCUAUUUCAUUAGUGUUUUAAAAGUAAUGUUCAAGAACGGCCUCUUCGCCCAUCUAAUGUUAUUGUUAUCAACUUUGUUGCACUGUGUCUAUUUUUAAUGCCACGUUUUCAUGACCUAAGUAUAUCCGGGAUGAAUAUUCCGCACUUUAUUUUAUUAGAUAAACACGAUCGCUUUGCAGAAAGUAUAUUCCUUAAAAGCACAUGAGAUUGAAAACCAGCCUUUGUUGUGUUUGAGGGGAAAGGGGACAAGGAAAAGUUGUGGACAGUUGGAAAAAGCCAAUCAAGUGUUCUGUCAAAUAUUAAUCAUUUGUCUUGCAUAUUUAGCCUGUACUUACGUUUAAUAGACCUGCUUGUAACAUUAUUAGAUACAUUUCUACGUAUGCUUUUUUUUCCUGGAGUGCAAUGCUGGUUCCCUUUGGCAAGGUGUUUUUGCUAUAACCGCUUUUUUGUUUUUUUUAGUAUUUCACGUUCUGUGUUUUCUGAGACUGCAGAGCACUUUUUGGGUUUGGAAGGAGGUGCAACACUGAAAAUAUGUAGGAUUGCAUAGAAAGCAUCAAGGCAUAGUAUUUAUAGCUCUGUGUAGCAGCAUGUUUUGAUAGGUAACACAGUGGUUUGGGGAAUGAGGUUGUCAAUUGUGUGUGCUGGGUUUUUUGUUUUUUUUUUUUUUUUUUUCCUUGAAGAUGGCAGUCUUGUAUUAAAGAUUUACAGUUGAUUUAAAGAAAAAUGGAAAGCUACAUAAUCGAACACACAUUUAAGCUAUUAAUAGACAAUACAGAGAAAAAUGCCUGUUUAACAAGAUAUAAAUAACAUUUCAUAAUUAGAUUUCAUAGAUUUCAUAAUGCCUUUUCCUGUAUGUAAGUUUACAGGAAACUAAAUGUACAGAAACUUUCUUAAUGCAAGAUGGAGAAGAAGGAAUUUUAAUGUGGAGACUGGAAUUUUGUAGUAGAUCAAGAAUAGAACAAAGCAGGAAGACAAAUCAUGAUUUUUGUGAAGGUUUUUCUUUCUCCUCUCCUUUUUUUUGGCCCCUUUUUUAUUAGGAUAAAAUUCGAAGACUUUUUCAAAACAGACUGUUGCUAUCCCAGAACACACCCAGCAAUACAAUGGUUAGGGUGCUUGUGUGAAAUAAGAGGUGCUCAGACUAAGCUCCUGUUUUGCCUUUACCAGAAGGUUUUGGACCUUAGAAGCCUUCUCGAGUAAAGCUUUGCUUUGCUAAACUAGCAUUUCUGAUUAAAAUUAAUACUGGUUCUACGUAAGGUUAACUGGUGUGCAAGGAAAACAGACAAUACAAUCAAAUUUACAAUAUACAAAAUCUUGUCUUUGUAUUCAUAUCCUAGGUGUGUACCAUGUUGGUAAGUGUCAUGAUUCACAGUUUAAACUUCGAGGCAUACUAACAAAUUAUGCUCAUGUAACAUUUAACAGAUGUUGGGUUUAUAGGGUCAGCAAUUGCCUAAAUGCCAGGAUAGUAUUUAAAUAGACUGUGUAUUUAAAAUUACUAGCUUUGUUCAAAUGACCCAGCUUGAGCUUUUUAGCAUUCAGCUGAAAGCUACCAAGAAAACUGUUUUGUGCCUGUGGCUGUUAAAGCACGUGGCACACUGCUCUGGGGGUUUAUGGCAGCGGGAAUUGGGGAGUGCGGAGAGGAAGCGGUGUAGCAGUUGUUUGUUGGUGAGGCAGGGCUGCUUUGGAAAAAAGCAAAACAAAACCUAUCAGCAUGUUUUUAAAUACAUUUCCUGUAAAAAUGUAUCUUUCAGCAUGUAAACUCAAUCAUGCAGCUUCUCUUUCUUUUGUAGUAUGUGUUUAUUAUGAAAACCAAAAUGUUUGCUUUCAUAGCUGUAUUUUUUCCAAGUAUAUUUGUGUAACGUGUCGUUACUUAAUAACAAACUUCAUCUUGAAGUGCAGUAAGUUUUCAUGGGGUACCCGUGUGUGCUGACAAUGGGCCUUGCAGUAAGUGCAUGGCAAUUUGACAAAUGUUUUGAACAUUUUUAUUAUGGUUUAUUUUCCAAUUUUAGAUUUUCUAAUAUCGUUUGUCACUUAUUAUUAAAGUAAGGUUGUUUGCAUAGGAAAGAAUGUAAAGUCUUUGAUCUUCUUAGGAAGCUGUUAAUUAUGCAGGUCUUCUACAAUGAUCAAGAAUUUAUUGGUCUGUAAAACUGAGCACUUUACUUACUAAUAAACAUUUUAUAUAAUGUAUAAAA
Molecule: messenger RNA, 5592 nt
Organism: Rhea pennata
Lineage: Eukaryota; Metazoa; Chordata; Aves; Rheiformes; Rheidae
Gene: PKD2
Product: polycystin 2, transient receptor potential cation channel
Exons: 15
Coding region: 2-2737 (911 amino acids)
Biological process (GO): detection of mechanical stimulus; release of sequestered calcium ion into cytosol; potassium ion transmembrane transport
Cellular component (GO): membrane
Molecular function (GO): calcium ion binding; muscle alpha-actinin binding; potassium channel activity
Source: RefSeq, a predicted model, not a curated record